Molecule: messenger RNA, 1343 nt
Organism: Trichomycterus rosablanca
Lineage: Eukaryota; Metazoa; Chordata; Actinopteri; Siluriformes; Trichomycteridae
Gene: tsn
Product: translin
Exons: 6
Coding region: 211-894 (227 amino acids)
Biological process (GO): RNA metabolic process
Cellular component (GO): cytoplasm; nucleus
Molecular function (GO): sequence-specific DNA binding; RNA binding; single-stranded DNA binding
Source: RefSeq, a predicted model, not a curated record
UCCAGCCCAUCAGUGCACGUUGAUGACACGGAACAGUUCGUGGUUCUAACUGUAGUAAAACAAAACAAUUCUUCUUAUUACCAUCUCACUCUGCUGGAUCACUGUAACGCGUACACGUUUCAUUUAUAUAUACAGUUUCAGAUUGUUGCAGUACGUUAAAUUAGAGUGGGUAUUUAAGUUGUUGUUGAAGUGUUGCUAAAUGAUCAAACAAUGUCAGUACCGGAUAUGUUCAGCAACAUCCAGGGUUUUCUAACUGCAGAUCAGGAUAUCAGAGAGGACAUAAAGAAAGUUGUCCAGGUGCUGGAACAGACAGCGAGGGAGAUCCUUACUGUUCUACAAACUGUCCAUCAGCCAUCCGGUUUAAAAGAUAUUCCUAGUAAAUGUCUGAGAGCCAGAGAACUGUUUAGCACAGUUCAGAUCCAUAUUGGUGAGCUGAAGAAAAAGUUUCCUGUGGAACAGUACUAUAGGUUUCAUGAGCUCUGGAGGUUUGUUCUGCAGCGCUUUACAUUUCUUGCUGCUUUCGUAGUAUAUUUGGAGAGUGAGUCAUUGGUGAAGCGUGAGGAGGUGGCAAAAAUACUUGGAGUUGAAGUUAGCAGAGUGAAUGGCUUCCACCUGGACCUUGAGGAUUAUCUAGCAGGAAUUCUUACUUUGGCCAGUGAACUGUCGAGACUGGCUGUGAACAGUGUGACGGCUGGAGACUAUGGACGCCCCCUUCGCAUCUCAAAUUUCAUCAAUGAACUUGAUUCCGGGUUCCGGCUACUCAAUUUAAAAAAUGACCCACUGCGCAAACGCUAUGACGGUCUUAAAUAUGAUGUAAAGAAGAUUGAGGAGGUUGUGUAUGACCUGUCAAUUCGUGGCCUUGUCAAGGAGCAAGAAGCUGAGGAAAGUAAGUAAAGGUGGCAGAGAAACAACAUUCCUGGCUGGGAUUCUUCUUGACUGUGAGAGUGGAGACUCAGUCGGACAGUGGGCAGGAACUUGGCUGAGAAGAUCAGCAGGUGGACAUGUUGUAGCCCUUGAAGCAUUAAAAAGUGGUGUGUAUUUUAAAGCCAUAUCUGCCCUGGUGAAAAGCAGUUUAAGCUCCUUAAAAUGGGGGAUGUUCAGUUUCUAUGCUGUUGAAAGAAUUUAUGUACAGUUUGCUUAUGUACAGUUUUUCUGUAUGCUUGGAUUUGCUGCUUUACUUUUGUUUUGUAUUAUUUUGUGUUAGUCAUCACACUUGUAAAGCAUUAUACAGUCUUGACACUGGACAUGAUUAAAAACAUGGUAAAGUGUUCAGAAAUAGCUCUUGUGUAAGAAUUAUUUUAAGUUUUAAGUUUAAUUUUUAAGUAUAUUAAACCACAAAAAAA